Messenger RNA from Penicillium odoratum, 4734 nucleotides. RefSeq names its product pentafunctional protein ARO1. The coding region runs from base 1 to 4734 and encodes 1577 amino acids. Gene Ontology annotation, molecular function: 3-dehydroquinate synthase activity; shikimate kinase activity; shikimate 3-dehydrogenase (NADP+) activity. The transcript is spliced from 3 exons. Gene Ontology annotation, biological process: aromatic amino acid biosynthetic process; chorismate biosynthetic process. The record is from RefSeq and is a predicted model, not a curated record. Lineage: Eukaryota; Fungi; Ascomycota; Eurotiomycetes; Eurotiales; Aspergillaceae. Gene Ontology annotation, cellular component: cytoplasm.
AUGACAGAUCCUACCAAGAUCAGCAUCUUGGGUCAGGAGAGCAUUGUCGCUGAUUUUGGUCUGUGGCGCAACUACGUCGCAGCAGACCUGAUCACCGGCUUGCCCUCGACCACCUACGUUCUCAUCACCGAUACCAACCUCGAUUCCAUCUAUACUCCUAGUUUCCAAAAAGCCUUCGAAGCCGCCGCCGCCUCCGUCUCCCCCGCUCCCCGCCUUCUAGUCUACAAUGCCGCUCCCGGUGAAAGUUCAAAGUCCCGCCAGACCAAGGCCGACAUUGAAGAUUGGAUGCUGAGCCAGAGCCCUCCAUGUGGUCGUGAUGCUGUUAUCAUUGCGCUUGGUGGUGGUGUCAUUGGUGACCUGACUGGCUUCAUCGCCGCAACCUACAUGCGCGGUGUUCGCUUUGUCCAGGUCCCCACUACACUGCUUGCCAUGGUGGACUCCUCCAUUGGAGGCAAGACUGCGAUUGAUACCCCUCUUGGAAAGAAUUUGAUCGGUGCCAUUUGGCAGCCAUCAAGAAUCUACAUUGAUCUUGAAUUCUUGGAAACCCUCCCUGCUCGGGAGUUUAUUAACGGCAUGGCAGAGGUUAUUAAGACUGCCGCGAUCUCGAGCGAAGAGGAAUUCACUGCGCUGGAGGACAAUGCGGAUAUCAUUCUGAAUGCUGUCAAGAGCGAGUCUAAGCCUGGCCAGGGCCGUUUCGACGGUAUCCGGGAUAUCUUGAAGGCUAGAAUCUUGGCUUCUGCUCGUCACAAGGCCUUCGUUGUGUCCGCGGAUGAGCGUGAGGGUGGUCUCCGAAACCUGCUGAACUGGGGUCACUCCAUUGGCCACGCCAUUGAGGCCAUCCUGACUCCCCAGAUCCUCCACGGAGAAUGUGUUGCCAUUGGUAUGGUUAAGGAGGCUGAACUGGCCCGACACUUGGGAAUUCUGAAGGGCGUUGCGGUCGCUCGUAUCGUUAAGUGUAUUUCAGCCUACGGUCUGCCCACUUCAAUGAAGGAUUCUCGUGUGCGCAAACUGACUGCGGGUAAACACUGCUCUGUUGACCAAUUGGUGUUCAAUAUGGCACUUGACAAGAAGAACGACGGUCCCAAGAAGAAGGUUGUUCUGCUGUCUGCAAUUGGACGCACUCAUGAGCCUAGGGCUAGUGUCGUCUCAAAUCAAGACAUCCGCAUUGUCUUGGCUCCCAGCGUUGAAGUUCACCCUGGUGUGCCCAAGACCCUUAACGUGACUUGCACACCUCCCGGAUCCAAGUCCAUCUCAAAUCGCGCAUUGGUGCUUGCCGCACUCGGUUCGGGCACUUGCCGUGUCAAGAACCUUCUGCACUCCGACGACACUGAGGUCAUGUUGAAUGCCCUAGAGCGCCUAGGAGCUGCAACCUUCUCCUGGGAGGAGGAGGGUGAGGUCCUUGUUGUGAACGGCAAGGGCGGAAACAUUGUCGCCAGUCCAUCGGCCCUGUACCUGGGUAACGCUGGAACUGCUUCCAGAUUCCUGACCACUGUUGCUACUCUUGCUACGCCCAGCACUGUCGACGCGAGCAUCUUGACCGGUAACAACCGAAUGAAGCAAAGACCCAUUGGCGAUCUUGUCGAUGCUUUGACCGUCAACGGAGCCGGUGUGGAGUACAUGGAGCGCAAGGGUAGCUUGCCCCUCAAGAUUGCCGCUUCUGGUGGCUUUGCUGGCGGCAACAUUAACCUGGCCGCCAAGGUUUCUUCUCAGUAUGUCUCUUCACUGCUCAUGUGUGCCCCCUACGCCAAGGAGCCUGUGACCUUGAGGCUGGUUGGAGGCAAGCCCAUCUCCCAGCCCUACAUCGACAUGACCACCGCCAUGAUGCGAUCUUUCGGUAUCGAUGUGAAGAAGUCCACCACUGAGGAGCACACUUAUCACAUUCCCCAGGGUCACUACGUGAACCCUGCUGAGUACGUUGUUGAGAGCGAUGCUAGCUCCGCCACCUACCCGCUAGCAAUUGCAGCCAUCACAGGCACCAAGUGCACUGUUCCCAACAUUGGCUCCAAGUCGCUCCAGGGUGAUGCUCGCUUCGCAGUUGAGGUGCUCCGGCCCAUGGGUUGCGUGGUUGAGCAAAGCGACAACUCUACUACCGUCACUGGACCCAGCAGUGGCAUUCUCCGUCCCCUGCCCAACGUGGAUAUGGAACCCAUGACGGAUGCUUUCCUUACUGCCUCUGUUCUUGCUGCUGUCGCUCGGGGCGAGGGCUCAAAUCACACCACUCGUAUCUACGGAAUCGCAAACCAGCGUGUGAAGGAAUGCAACCGUAUCAAGGCCAUGAAGGAUGAAUUGGCCAAGUUCGGUGUGGUCUGCCGUGAACACGACGACGGUCUCGAAAUCGACGGCAUUGAGCGCUCCACUCUUCGUUUGCCCUCCGGUGGUGUCUACUGCUACGAUGACCACCGUGUCGCUUUCAGUUUCAGUGUUCUGUCCCUUGUUGCUCCUCAUUCCACUCUCAUCCUCGAGAAGGAAUGUGUUGGUAAGACUUGGCCUGCAUGGUGGGACGCUCUGAAGCAGAUCUGGGGUGUGAACCUUGAUGGAAAGGAGCUGACCGAGGAGGAACUGGCUACUUCGACCCAAGAAGAAAAGGCCAGUGCAUCCAUCUUCAUCAUCGGAAUGCGUGGUGCUGGUAAGACUACCACCGGCAGCUGGGUUGGCAAGGCCUUGGAUCGACCAUUUAUUGACCUUGACAACGAGCUUGAGGCGACAGAGGGAAUGACUAUUCCUGAGAUGAUCACACAGCGUGGUUGGCAAGGAUUCCGUGAUGCAGAGCUCGCUACACUCAAGCGUUGCAUGCAAGACCGACCAAAUGGUUAUGUGUUCGCUUGCGGUGGUGGUGUGGUAGAGAUGCCCGAGGCACGAAAGCUUUUGACUGAAUGGCACGAGAGCAAGGGCAACGUUCUUCUGGUCAUGCGCGAUAUCCAGCUCGUCAUGGACUUCUUGAAUAUUGAUAAGACCCGCCCCGCCUACGUGGAGGACAUGAUGGGCGUUUGGCUGCGUCGCAAGCCUUGGUUCCAGCAAUGCAGCAACAUCCAGUACUACAGCCAGCAUUCAAACCAAUCGGAACUUGCUUUGGCAUCGGAAGACUUUGACCGCUUCAUGAAGGUCAUCACCGGUCAAGUGAAUCAACUUGAUUCCAUUAAGAAGAAGGAGCACAGUUUCUUCGUCUCCUUGACACUGCCCGAUCUGACUCAAUGCAGUGAGAUUCUGACUGAGGCUUGCAUUGGUUCCGAUGCUGUCGAGCUGCGGGUUGAUUUGCUUAAGGACCCCAAGGCGGAUGGUGACAUUCCGUCCGUUGACUAUGUCAAUGAGCAAAUGUCCUUCCUCCGUAAGCGUGUUUCUCUGCCCCUCAUUUUCACCAUCCGCACUAAGAGCCAAGGUGGUCGCUUCCCCGAUGAUGCUCAUGACGCUGCCAUGCAACUGUACCGGCUGGCAUUCCGCUCCGGAGCUGAGUUUGUGGAUCUUGAGAUUGCCUUCCCUGAUGAGAUGCUCCGUGCUGUCACCGAGAUAAAGGGCCACUCCAAGAUCAUCGCAUCCCACCAUGACCCGCUAGGAAAGCUGUCAUGGGGCAACAUGUCUUGGAUCCCAUCUUACAACCGCGCUCUGGAGUACGGUGAUGUGAUCAAGCUUGUGGGUGUUGCCAACAGCCUCGAUGAUAACACUGCUCUGCGCAAGUUCAAGAACUGGGCGGCUCAGGCACACAACACCCCGUUGAUUGCCAUCAACAUGGGUGACAACGGUCAGCUUAGCCGCAUUCUGAAUGCCUUCAUGACCCCUGUCUCUCACCCGAGCCUGCCCUUCAAGGCGGCGCCCGGUCAACUGUCCGCAACUGAGAUUCGAAGGGGUCUCGCGUUGAUGGGUGAGAUCAAGGCGCAGAAGUACGCUGUCUGUGGCUCCCCCGUCGCCCAAUCGCGCUCGCCCGCUCUCCACAACACUCUGUUCUCCGAGGUUGGACUCCCUCACACCUAUGGUCGUAUUGAGACCACCAACGUGGAAGAUGUCAAGGAAUUCAUCCACGCUUCCGACUUUGGCGGUGCCUCCGUGACCAUCCCCCUUAAGCUCGACAUCAUGCCUCUCCUCGAUGAAAUCGCCCAGGAGGCCGAGAUCAUCGGUGCCGUCAACACCGUCGUUCCCGUGGAUAUCGCCGGUAAGCGCAAGCUCGUCGGCUACAACACCGACUGGCAGGGUAUGAUCCAGUCCCUCCGCAACGAGGGUGUCUACGGAUCAUCAGGCACCGAGAGUGCCGUGGUCGUUGGCGGUGGUGGUACUGCCCGCGCUGCCAUCUUCGCCCUUCACCACAUGGGCUACUCCCCGAUCUACGUGGUCGGUCGCACGGCCAGCAAGCUCGAGGGUAUGGUUUCGACUUUCCCGACCAGCUACAACAUUCGCGUCGUGGACAACCACGCACAGCUGGACACCAUUCCCCGGGUCGCUGUCGGCACUAUUCCCGCUGAUCGUCCCAUCGACCCCUCUAUGCACGAAACCCUCACUCACCUGUUCGAACGUGCCAAGACCGAAUCUACCAAUGACAAGUCCCCUCGUGUGCUCCUCGAGAUGGCCUACAAGCCUGCCGUGACAGCGCUGAUGCAGCUGGCUGCCGAUGCGGGCUGGAAGACCAUUCCCGGACUGGAGGUCCUUGUUGGUCAAGGCGUGCACCAGUUCGCCUACUGGACUGGUAUCAAGCCCCUGCACAACGUCGCCAGAGAUGCGGUCAUGGGCAUUAAGUCGGUCGAAUAG